Messenger RNA from Pelobates fuscus (common spadefoot toad), 1430 nucleotides. It is a transcript of the gene SERPINB5, whose product is annotated as serpin family B member 5. NCBI's taxonomy places the organism in Eukaryota, Metazoa, Chordata, Amphibia, Anura, Pelobatidae. The record is from RefSeq and is a predicted model, not a curated record. The transcript is spliced from 7 exons. Bases 99 to 1238 code for a protein of 379 amino acids. Gene Ontology annotation, biological process: negative regulation of endopeptidase activity. Gene Ontology annotation, molecular function: serine-type endopeptidase inhibitor activity.
UCAGGUAAAUUACAGAUUAUUUCAACUCUUAAGGGCAUCUGUCUCUGCACAAUCUGCACCUCUCAUCCUGGACUGCGUGUUGCUGGGAAUAAUAGGUCAUGGAUGCUCUUCGUUUAGCAAAUACAGCCUUGGCUGUGGAUAUCUGGAAAAUACUCUUUGAACAAAACAAAUCAGAAAAUAUCAUUUUCUCGCCAUUAUGCAUAUCAGGCUCUCUAGCUCUAGCUAUGAAAGGGUCUAAAGAAAGCACUGCUGCCAACUUUGAAAAGGUGCUUCACUUUGAGAAAGUCAAAGAUUGUGACUUUGGAUUUCAGACGCUUACUUCAGAUAUUUCCAAAAUUAGUUCUGUAUACUCUCUGAAAAUCGUUAAACGUCUUUACAUAGAAAACAGUCUCAGCUGCACUAAGACAUUUAUAGACUCGACAAAGAAGCCAUAUGCAGGUGAGCUGGAAUCAAUUGACAUUCAAAGCCAGCCAGAAGAAGCAAGAAACAAGAUAAAUACAUCAAUAAAAGAGCUCACUGAUGGAAAAUUUGAGAACAUUUUGAGUGAAGGGACAUGUGAUGAGAACUCUAAAAUCCUAAUGAUUGGAGCUGCCUAUUUCAAAGGAAACUGGCUGUAUAAAUUUAAUGAAUCCGAAACUAAAGAAGUGGAUUUUCAUAUUAGCAAGACUGAAACUAAACCUGUGCAAAUGAUGUAUCUAGAAGCCCGACUAAGCAUUGGAUAUGUAAAUGAUUUAAAAACUAUGAUCUUAGAUAUCCCUUUUACAGCAAAACAUGUAAGUCUCCUCAUUCUACUACCAAAGAAUAUUGAAGAUGAUUCUACUGGUCUGGAGAAGUUGGAACAUGAUAUUACAUACGAAAAAUAUGUCCAUUGGACCAACCCCAGCAUGAUGGCCAACAGCAAAGUUAAACUCUGUUUGCCCAAAUUCAAGAUGGAAUGCAGCUAUGACCUCAAGGACAUUUUAAAGAGUUUGGGGUUGGAUGAUGCAUUUAAUGAAGAGGUAUCUGAUUUCUCAGGCAUGUCAGAAGGUAAAGGCAUUGUGUUGUCUCAGGCAAUACAGAAAGCUUGUAUUGAGAUCAAUGAAGAUGGCACUGAGACAGCAGAUGUCAGUAAAGAGAGGCUUCUAAUGCACAAAGAUGAGUUCCUUGUUGACCAUCCAUUCCUGUUUAUACUUCGACACAACAAAACACGCACAAUUCUAAUGUGUGGCAGGUACUGCUCCCCUCCAUCUUCAUGCUAAUUCAAAAUCUAAGAUCACCCCUACUCAUGUAGAUAAUAGCUGAUACGGUAAUGUUUCCAUAUUGGUUAUAAUCAGUGUCUGCUCAGCAAUUAUUGUAAGAAUUAAUAAUUUGUCUUGCUAUUUACUUUCAUAGUUGCUAUUGAUAUUGUGCUUUUGUUCGCAUCAAUAAAACACCAAAGCUCAUUUCCAAAA